Messenger RNA from Ceraceosorus guamensis, 1882 nucleotides. RefSeq lists its product as hypothetical. NCBI's taxonomy places the organism in Eukaryota, Fungi, Basidiomycota, Exobasidiomycetes, Ceraceosorales, Ceraceosoraceae. The transcript has 4 exons. The record is from RefSeq and is a predicted model, not a curated record. Bases 231 to 1799 code for a protein of 522 amino acids.
GGCAAAGACGUUCACUUUACUAGGCAGGACUGCAGUAGAAUUUGAGGUCUUACGAGAGCGAAAGCGCUCUAGCAUCCCACUGGCCUCUGUUGGGCGAUAACCUGAUAAGUCACGACGUCAUUUUUCACUCUCUACUCACCGGCGUGUGAAUAAGCAAAUAGGUGCAUGAUCGAGGUUCCCCUUGGUACACCUGUCUGUCUGUCGACCACCAACGCUCUUACAUCGCCACAAUGCUAGAGGAGAAAGUCGCCCUUCACGAGAGCUCGCAUUCUUGCGGGCUUGCCGACUCAAAGACCCAACCUCCUCGUAGUCUGCACGCAGAAGACUUGAGUGCCAGACUACGUCUGCUUGGCCGCAUCGAGAAGGAUACGCUUCAAGUUCCAAGUUCGCCUCGUUCACCAAGCCGAGCCACUCGCUCUCCGACGAUGGCGUCGUCUGCCUCGCCCGAAGAAAACGUUUCGUCUAUGAGAUCAACUCCUCGCAGUGACGCACCUUCGCUCGGAACACCUUCGCUCGGAGGACUGCCAUCGCCCAUGAUACGACUCAAGACCAGACUCGAAGUCGAGGAUGUCAUUCUACGAUUUGAGUACGACACCUCGCCAGCAUCAUUUGAGCAGGAUCCCGUGGUAGCCACUCGUGCCAAAGAAGAACUAUGUUUCACUUUGGACGACGCGCACGCACCUCUCUUGCCCACUCACCUUGGCGAAAUCGUCUCUCGUCUCGAGACACCAGCGUCGCGCGCCUUUCUUUCAGCGGUAGUGGCUGUCGAAGCUCGCUCAGCGCGCUGGCGUCCGACACGCCGCACUGAUAGCGACCGUGCACCAGCUGUUAACGACUUACCUCCUGCAGAGCUCUUGCCAUCGCCUUGGGCAUUCCAGAUGAGCUCUCCCGCCUCACCAACCGAGUGUGAACAUCAGUCUGCCGAGCAUCAACCCAGCGUGGAGCGAGUCUACGAAGUAGGAGGUGUCGAACACGUUCAACUCAGAUGCAAUCUUUGCAGCGGUCAAGGAGAGCAUGCUUGCGUCCGUUGCCUCGCCACCCAACCGGACGAGUGCUUUGCUUGCGAAGGCACAGGGGUCAACUACAAGGGCAAGCAAUGCGCAAUCUGUCUCGAUGGCAAUGGUCAAUAUCUGUGCACAACCUGCCGUGGCUCUGGAUGCCAACCGUGUCGAGCUUGCAGUGCCUUUGGCUUUGUCGAGCACGCUUUCACCAUCACGUCCCGAAUGCACUUCUUGCGGUUUCCUGCCAUCGACCUCGCUUCCGCAAACGUCAUCCAGUCAGCAUCUCAAUCGUCCAAGGAACGUCACCAGGACGCGAUCGCUCUGCUUUGUCAGAAAGUCAACGAGGUGCUCGAGGCAGUCAGUCAGAGGCCCGGAGCAAGCAGACCAGUGCUGGUGCCCGUCUACGCCUUGGCAGUCGUGAAGCCCACCUCGGGCACGAUGAGCCCUUCCAAAGCCGACGGUAGAUCGCUCUUUGCGCCAAAUGAGAUUAGCCACGCUGCAAACGAGAACGGUGCAUCGAUCGAUGGCGAAAAGACCGACUCGCCAGUGCAUUCAACACCCAGCACUUUUGCCUCUGGAAAAGAUGGCCCUGCUAUCUCCACCCGGCGUGCAGGUGGUCUUUCAGUUGCUCAAGAGAAAGUCUCCUCUGCAAGGUUGUCCACCGUCUCCAUGCCCAAUAUCGACAGGUCUGGCCAGGCUGGGCGCACCAGUGGGCUCAGAGCAAAAGUGCGCGCCUCAAUCAGCGGACUGACCCGUCGAGUGAAGCGCCACAAAGACGUUGGGGGCCAGCUAGCCUGAACCAGAAUUCCACGCACAGGUCCGCUACGUAGAAUGCUUCUGCACCGCGAGCUAACACAGAUGCCCAGGCUAAACGACGUCCG